AUGGCAUCAUUCGCUCAACGUUUCGCUAUUCCGCUAGGUGCGGCAUUCUUGGUUGCUCAAUCAAGUCUUGUGAGCGUUUAUGGUGGUCAACGUGCUAUCAUCUUUGAUCGAUUCCAAGGUGUAAAAGAACAACCAUUAGGAGAAGGAAUGCAUAUCGUCAUUCCAUGGUUACAAAGAGCAAUUUUGUACGAUGUACGUGUAAAGCCAAGAAAUAUUUCCACAACAACAGGAUCGAAAGAUUUACAAAUGGUCACUUUGACACUUCGUGUGAUGUCAAGACCUGAUGUUCAACAUUUAUCCAAGAUUUAUCAAGGUUUGGGAUUGGAUUACGAUGAACGUGUUUUACCUUCGAUCGGUAACGAAGUUUUGAAGGCAAUCGUUGCACAAUUUGAUGCAGCAGAGCUGAUCACCCAACGUGAAGUUGUAUCCAGUCGGAUACGUGAAGAUUUGCUAAAGCGUGCUCGUGAAUUCAACAUCGUUUUGGAAGAUGUUUCGAUCACUCAUUUGGUUUUCGGACAAGAAUUCACAAAAGCAGUCGAACAAAAGCAAAUCGCUCAACAAAAUGCUGAAAGACAAAAGUUCGUCGUCGAACAAGCAGAACAAGAACGUCAAGCUUCCGUUAUCCGAGCAGAAGGUGAAGCAGAAGCAGCUCAAGUUGUUUCUAGAGCAUUGGAAAAGCACGGUGAUGGUCUAUUGACAAUUCGUCGUAUUGAAGCAUCAAAGGAGAUUGCAAACUCUCUCAGCGGAACACGCAAUGUUACAUGGCUACCCGCUCAAAAUGCAAAUAUGCUCCUCAACAUGCCUGCUCAAUAAACAGGCUACCCCACUUGUCUUUUGUAUAUUUUCUGUCCCUAAUCAUACUGCCAAUCACACCUCAUCAGCAGAUAAUCAUGUGAGAUUGCGAGCGAUAUAGUAUACACUGUUGGGUAUUGUACAAUAUGCUAAGAGCCUUCUUCGCGGAUCUCCAUUGUCCAUAUGAUUGCUUGUUCAGUUUCAACAGUC
Molecule: messenger RNA, 1002 nt
Organism: Meira miltonrushii
Lineage: Eukaryota; Fungi; Basidiomycota; Exobasidiomycetes; Exobasidiales; Brachybasidiaceae
Product: putative prohibitin PHB1
Exons: 1
Coding region: 1-813 (270 amino acids)
Biological process (GO): mitochondrion organization
Cellular component (GO): mitochondrion; membrane
Source: RefSeq, a predicted model, not a curated record